This is a messenger RNA of Cyprinus carpio (common carp), 3555 nucleotides long. RefSeq names its product Fanconi anemia group C protein-like. The transcript has 16 exons. Gene Ontology annotation, biological process: cellular response to oxidative stress; nucleotide-excision repair; interstrand cross-link repair. The record is from RefSeq and is a predicted model, not a curated record. The coding region runs from base 339 to 2030 and encodes 563 amino acids. Gene Ontology annotation, cellular component: Fanconi anaemia nuclear complex. NCBI's taxonomy places the organism in Eukaryota, Metazoa, Chordata, Actinopteri, Cypriniformes, Cyprinidae.
GCCAAUAACAGAUGACAACAUCCGGUGUGGGCGUCUGAGAGAGGGAAGUUCAGAAAGAUUUGUACAGCUUCUUAUGCCGCGAAAAUCUGACAUCGGAUUAAAUACUAUUCUGUGCCGUUGUCUUAGAUUAUUAGGAAAGUAUGACAAUACAUGUAUGUCAGUAGUAAACUUGAGCAAAAUAAGGACGCCGUGAGAGUCAUUUGCUGUCAAACUGAACAGCAGAAGUCUUCACAGACCGUCCUCACCUCACUGGGUCGACACGCUGUAGUCUGCGGGUUUUAGAGACUCUGUACAAAAGGCAUCAUUAUUAUGGUCUUAACUCUCCUGAUCUUUCUGGAAUGAGAAACACACUUUUGAAACUUGAGAAAAUGGAGGCUGUUUCUGACACAGAUGUGCAGUUCUGGAUGGCCAAAGCCAUGAACUGGGGGGAGGAUCUGUCAUGUUCUGCUCUUCUGGACACAAGCAGACACCUUUGCUCUCUGAGGAGCUUUCUUCAGCAAGUUCUGCAGGGGUUGCAGCAAAUGAGUUCCACUAGUGAGGCCAUGAAGACGUUUCCUUUUGUGGGCCAGUUCCUGGGAAGACUUUGUUGGAAUCCAUGUGUUAUUGCGGAUGAGAGGAGCCAGAGACUCCUGCUGCAGUGUUUGAGCUGUCUGUACAGCGCUGAGCCACUGAAUGCUGUCGAACGAAAAGCCAACAUGUGGAUCAAGGAUAUGUUGUGUCAUCUGAUCUCGGAGGAGGGAAGUGUAGCUCAUACUACGGUAAAACAUGCUGGAGUAACCCCAAAGCGAUACCACUCAGAGGCUCUUCAGAAGGUGGUGUCAUUGAUGACAGAGGAGGUCAUUAAAAGCUGUGACAGCUUACCAAACACAGCCAGGUGUUUAAAUGGGAAUAUUCAUACCAUGUCAACGGCAUGUGUUGCCUUGGUCAUAUGUCCUGAGAUGUCUCCUCUCAUUGGAGCUCUGUUGAAGCAUUUCAUGUUGUGUGGCUCUUCCUGUCUGAAUCAAGAGUUCAUUAAGGAAAUCAAUGAGGCCUUAAUCAGUAAGUGGCUUGUGUUGGAGGAUGAGGCUGUAGUGAACCUGUGGUGUUAUAGUCCCAGCUGUCUGGAGGGGGCAGCAGUGAGCUUUCUGGAAUCUGUGCUGUCUGGCCAUGAAACGAUGACACAGAGUCUGGACAAACAUGUUAAUGACUCAUUACUGCCUCGAGCUUCAGCCCAUCACUGUCACAUCUUCCUCACAGUCAAUGAGAUUUACAGGAAUGUGCUGACAGAGAUUGAUGAGAACCUGGCCGUGAGAGCCCUCAUUCAGGUUUUCACUGCCUGCUUCCUCCAGAGGCUGACUGGACAGAAACCCCAGGAUCGUCUGCCACUCAGAGCCUUCUUCCCAAAUGUGACGCCCUGUUUACUCACUCCUUUACUGACAGCACCAUCAGAGGUUCCAAGGGAAGCCUGGCUGGAUCAUCUGAGCUGGAUCAGAAGUUUACUUCAGAGCGUGACGGAGAAUGAGGAGGCGGGGGAAGAUGGCAGGGCGUAUCAGGCUGUCUUUGAGGCUUGGUUCCUGCUGGUGCAGUGUGGGUAUUGGGUGGACACAGCUGCUGAGCUGCUUGUUCUGGCAGCGCCUGAGAACGCCAAAUCGCUGCUGUGGCUGCUGACGUUCUUCCACCACCCCACCAACAGAGGGCACCAGAGGUCCCAACAAACCGCAGUGGCCAGAGAAGCCUGGACUCAUCUAAGGAUGCUGUUUCUCACUCGUCCUCCCCCUCCUAGACACCUCUGUGCUGUGAAAGAGCUCCUGUCCUCCUCCUUUUCAGCAAACCUCGUUUUGCAUUUAUUUUCAAACUUCACCGUCUUUUCCCACGGACCUGUUAGCAUUAUCACCGAAAUAACUGACAAGGUGCUGACUGAGGCCGCUGUGAAGCGCAGGGCACUGUGGAUCCUUGCUUUAAUACGCUGCAGACUAAACAGUGCUGCUACGCGGGAUGACAGGGUUUAUUCCAGGCUGAGGACUCUUCAGGACACCCUCCUCCAAACCUGAGAGACUCACACAAAAAGUCCUAGCUUCGAGCAUUCACUGAAACUAUUUAUUAGGACAAGGAAUCCUGGUGUGGUUCAGUUACGCACCGAAAAGCUGGGUGGGACGAUAUGGCAUUUAUAGAAGAGAAGCCCAACUGCUGUUUUUAACUUUAAAAGCAGUGGGUGUUCUUCCCCUAAAUCCAAGAGGGGACUCCGCACUUGAUGUAUUGAGCUAAAUCAAAGGAACACAUGUAUUUCUAUCUGUGUGUUUGGAUGACAUCAAACACGAAUCGGAGAAAGUAAAUUUCCAGGGGUGUGACUGCUGUCAGAUCUGCAGUUGUAUUUCCUGAGUGUGUGGACUUGGGAGUCUUUGUUGUUUGACUGUGGAGCUCCGUCUAGCUAACACACCGUUUGUCUCACUGUCCUCCCACACACACUUUUGACAGGAGAGUCCUUCUCACCACAUGAAUGCUCACAUCUGUGUGUGUGUGUGUGUGUGUGUGUGUGUACUCCCAGCACAGGGCCUCUUGAAUAGUUUAGUCUCUGUGUACUGUACUUUCUAGACUUCAUCAUCACUAGUGCUUCUCCAUGUGACUCCGUCUCCCUGUAGGGCCAUUUCCUCUGAGCAUUUUCCCGAUUCGGACCGCUCAAGCAUUUAUCACUCAAAACUGUGUCAUACUGUAUUUACGGAUUGCUAAACUAUAAGAAUAUCACUAUUCUCUUUUAAAAUGCAGUUAAAUUAGAUUUAAAGGAAUGGUUCCCCCAAAAUUUAAAAUUUGUUGAAUUUACUCAACAUUAGGCUUUCCAAAGUUUUGUUUCAUCACUUGCACAUGAGUCCAAACAACUGAUAGAAGCAUCACAAUAAUCCUCAAGUAAUUCACACGACUCCAUUAUUGUGAAAAGCUACAUGUUUGUAAGAAACAAAUCCAUCAAGGCAUUUUAACAUGAAAUAGUCCAUAAUUCAUAACACUUCUUCCAAUGAAAAAGUCCAUCAACAAUUUUUGCCAAAAGCAACAGUCUAAAGUUAAAAAUGUAAAAUUUCUCCAAAUUUGAAAAAACAAACUGAUCUACAUCUUGGAUGGACUGAGGGUGAGUACAUUUUCAGCAAGUUCUCAUUUUUGGGUGAACUAUUCCAUUAAUACUAGUAUAACUGCAACUAGUUAUAUUUCUAGUUACUGUAUUUAAUAUUUACUGUUUGUUGAACGAAUAAAUGGCUAUUAUAUGGGACCACAAUUCUAACAAAGAAAAUGUGAUGUCAACCGCAGAAAUGUCCCUGAAUGUGUGGUGUAAACACCAACUGUGAGGAUAAGGUGACGUUUAGUGUGCGUCGUCAUCACAUAUUUCUACCACAAACAUUUUUUGCUAUCUGAUCGGUACUCAGGAACUUGACGUGGUGGGUUCAGAAAAUGCUGACGGUGACUUCAGUGUGCAUGAAAACAAGAUGUAACUUGGAGUGCAAGUUCAGGUAGACAUCAGAAUGACACAUACAUUUGUGAACAGUAUUUGUUUUUAUUUCUGACAAUACAAAAUAUGAAAUUUUUGUCUUU